Molecule: messenger RNA, 1918 nt
Organism: Macroventuria anomochaeta
Lineage: Eukaryota; Fungi; Ascomycota; Dothideomycetes; Pleosporales; Didymellaceae
Exons: 3
Coding region: 236-1720 (494 amino acids)
Biological process (GO): positive regulation of proteasomal ubiquitin-dependent protein catabolic process; protein polyubiquitination; ubiquitin-dependent protein catabolic process
Cellular component (GO): ubiquitin ligase complex; cytoplasm
Molecular function (GO): ubiquitin protein ligase activity; ubiquitin conjugating enzyme binding; zinc ion binding
Source: RefSeq, a predicted model, not a curated record
GGAGUUGAGGCGAGAUGGCACGCGCAAAACAAAGAAGAAGAGGGAAGUGAUUGAAGUUGGUGGGGAUGAGGACUACGUAUAUGGCCGCCCCAAGUCGAGUGAAGUUAGAAGGUCUUCAGGGCGCAAAAGAAGUGAUGAAGGCGGGUCCUCAAGUCGAACUGCAUAUACACCUCGGUCUGGGUCCGGCUCCUCACGCCGGGUUGACGAACCAAAACUGGGCAGGUAGGCUUAUCAUAUGUCGACAGACAGACAGCAGCAGCAGCUCACUAGAACUAGAAGCGUCUCUGCGCGAGAGCCAAGCAACAGAUACAUGUCGACCAGACCGGCUCGACGUCCAAGUGUCGUCAAGUUGUCAGCUGUUCCUGCUGCCUCCCCCGUUGUAAGGUCUUAUUCCACCAGAGAGCAGCCCACACGAAGGAACUCUGGAGGCAUCUUCUCGACCUUCUUCAGAGCAGGACCGCGUUCGCCAUCCAUAAAGGAAAUUCAAAGGGUUGAUUGCCUUAUCUGCAUGAACGACGACCUUCCUAUUAACAAGACGGCAAAGCUCGCUUGUGGCCAUCGCAUGUGUCACGCAUGCUUGAAGCGUCAAUUUACUCUCUCUGUUAAAGACCCACAGCACAUGCCCCCACGGUGCUGCACCAACAAUCACAUUCCAUUGAAACACGUCGAUCGCUUGUUCGACGAUAAAUUCAAGAGACUCUGGAAUCAGAAGUUUGAAGAGUACAACACUACUAAAAGACUCUACUGCCCUGCGAAAGGCUGCGGUGAAUGGAUCAAACCGGGCAGGGUUCGUGUUGACCUAACCACCGGAAGAAAGUAUGCUCGUUGUGGCCGAUGCAGCACCAAGGUAUGUGUCCACUGCAACAGUAAGUAUCACACAAGAAGGGAGUGCCCGAAGGACGAAGAGACCACUCGUCUAGUGCAGAUGGCGAAGGAGAAGGGCUGGCAGAGAUGUUACAAUUGUAGGGCUGUGGUCGAGCUGAAAGAAGGUUGCAACCACAUGACUUGCCGUUGCAACGCUCAGUUCUGUAUGGUCUGCGCUUUGCCUUGGAAGACAUGUAACUGCCCCUGGUUCGAUUACUCGCACCUUCCAGACGAGGACCGCCUGGACGAAAUGCGUGUACCCUACAGUAGGCAUGACAACGGCGUAGAGGUCAUUGAGAUUACCGAGGAGCCUUCCCCCCCUCUUGCCCGCCGAUCCAGCACACGUACUAGCCGUACUCGACAUCGCAGCGAACGCGAUCGCCCUCGAGACCGUGCAGACGGAGCUUUAGCUGCUCACUUACAGUCUCAACACCACCUGCAUCCGCCUAACAUCGCAGCGUCGAGUCUUAACCGCGGCGAUCAUGCAAAUGUCGAAGUCUAUGGUCUCGGCAACUCCGGCCGACAUCAUAUGAAUGAUUCCUACCAAGUCCGCCCUGUUAUCACCUCUGCCGCACACAGACCUGUACAAGUUCCUCCUCCUCGCCAGUCCUACUUCACCAGCCGCCGCGUGGUGCGUGAAGCCCCAGCGUCAGCCCCAGUAGCUCGACAUGUACCAGCGGAAGCGCCUUCAUCUGCCAUGGCCGGCCUGUCCCUUGAUGGCACAAAGCGCGGAGCAAAUAGAGUAGGAACCUGGCUCAGCCACGUCAAGGUCGACCCUGAGGCGACCAACACGCAAGCAGAAGGCGUAGAAGUCGAUGACUGGAGAUGCGAUGGAACGAUGAUUGGCAUUGAUUGAACAUAUACGUUUGUCAAUAAUUUUGUCUUGUAUAUCUUGAUUGCUUUGCAUGUUAGCGAAGGUGCAUAUGGAGCAUUUUGGAUAUAUUGCUUAGUUGCUUAGUUGCUUGGGACGGAGUGGUUAUGGAGGUGAGGCAUGCGAUACCCUUCAUUCAUCAAUUCAGAUAUUCUAUCUGAACUUUCACAAAGAUACGAGCGU